AAUGAGGAAUUCUAACGUGAGAAUGUCGUCGACAACCUUAGAAUCAAUUUUAAAAAUCUUCGAUUUCACAAAAAAACACUCUUUUAUCCCUCUUCUAACAGGAUGCACAGCAGCGUAUCUAGUAUAUUAUUUAUUAUGAGACCAAUUAUUGCCGGUAAUUCGACCAAGAAACGCUUUCUCUUGGAGCGAAUGCCAAUUUUAAAACGAAAAUUUUGGCCGACAAUUUGGUGUACCGGAUAUAGGCUUCAAACAAUAGUCAGAGCAUUUCUUAAAACCGUUCCUCCAAUAAAAUUCGAAAGGGAAAUAAUUCAGUUAGAAGACAAAGGUGAAGUAGCUUUAGAUUGGCUCGAAUUUGAAGAUAAAGAGAAGAAUAAGCCCAUAGUCCUUAUUUUGCCAGGUUUGAUAGGUAGCAGCGAUGAAAGCUAUUGCAGACAUUUUGUUCAGCAGGCCUAUAACAAGAAAGUGACAUCCGUAGUUUUCAAUUACAGAGGAAAUGGAGGAUUGACACUUCGAACAGCUAAAACUUAUUGUGCCACCCAUACUGAUGAUCUAGAUCAAGUCAUAAAACAUAUACGUCGUCGAAAUCCGGACCAUGAUGGAAUACUUGCUGCAGGGAUAUCUUUGGGCGGUCUUAUAUUAACCAACUACUUAGCUAAAGUGGGAAAAGAUUCUGGCCUAAAAGCUGCAUUUACGGUUUCUGCCGCCUGGAAUGUAUUUGAAUCGUGCAAAGAGUUAGAGCAACCAAUAAACUGGUUUGUCUUUAACCGAUUACUAGCUGAAUCUCUAGUAUCUAAAGUUAAAGCAUAUGCUCAACUUUUUGAAAAUGAGUUUGAAGGAAAACUGGACUUGAAGAAAGUCUGGAAUGCGAGAACUAUUAGGGAAUUUGACGACUCUUUUACUUGUAGGCAAUUUGGAUACUCAAGUUACGUGGAAUAUUAUGAAGAUGCAUGCAUCUACAACAAGCUACAUCGAAUUAAAAUACCAUUACUCUGUCUCAAUGCUGCUGAUGACCCUUUUUCACCAGCACAUUGCAUUCCAAUUGAAGAGGCAAAGAAUUGUGAGAAUGUUGCAAUUGUUGUAACAGCUAAAGGUGGACAUAUUGGUUUUAUGGAAGGUCUAUGGCCGACCGGAGCAAAUUAUAUGGAUUCAGUAUUUGCAGAAUAUAUUAAUGCAAUAUUCCCUGCAAGUUAA
Molecule: messenger RNA, 1191 nt
Organism: Dimorphilus gyrociliatus
Lineage: Eukaryota; Metazoa; Annelida; Polychaeta; Dinophilidae
Source: the annotation of a GenBank genome assembly